Molecule: messenger RNA, 889 nt
Organism: Tricharina praecox
Lineage: Eukaryota; Fungi; Ascomycota; Pezizomycetes; Pezizales; Pyronemataceae
Exons: 2
Coding region: 203-823 (206 amino acids)
Source: RefSeq, a predicted model, not a curated record
ACCUCCUCUAAACGAUCACCGUUGCUCGCCGUCAACAUGAUGAUUUGCGUAUGUACCUGGUACGCACUGGCACCUUGCACAGCCCGGUAGCGGGAAGUAGAGGUACGAUGCCUCUUUCGGGCGAUACUUUCGUGGAACUACGCUGCAUACUGGUGGUGGUAGCAGCGUUUAUCGUAUCCGUCCAUGAAGUUGCACCUUCAACAUGACACCGCCAGCCACUCAUAGUUGUCCCUCCCCACAACCGCACGACGCACGACAUACAACCUCACCAUCUCACCCCUUGGCGGCACGUUACCAUUCUCCAGCAGUCCGCGGCUGCCUGACAUACAUGCUUUGCGGUGCGCCCUAUUUCCACCGCAGCAGACCCGACAGUGUGACCGACCGCAGCGGUCCAUGUACACGCGCAUCUUUUGAACGUGCAGUGCCACCUAGAGUGGUUCCGCGGAAGCUAUGUAGGAAGCUGUCGGCGGCUAAUUACGCCUCGGGCGGUGACACACCCGAUGGUGCCCCGUACAGUCAGUCCUUCGAUCGAAGGAUCAAUGGAGAACCUUCCCAGAGGUGUUUCGGCAUGGGAAAGUGCUCAAACCUACCUCCCUCGCUAUCCUGGGAUGAAGAUGCUUUUCGAUCGUUCGUCCAGAUUGGUAUGCUCCGGUUUGUCCGGCAGGCAAGGCAAGGGUGGAGAGUCGACCACGUAUGCAUAGUACCGGUAGGCCGAAGACGCCGUCGUCGUCGUCGGGAUUUGAAUUGGCUGGUUUGCUUGGACCGUCUUUCCUGCGUCCUCUGGACGAUCCGUUGCUAUGCGGGCGGGCACAUUCGAUGUUAGGAUGGAGGCGCGUGAGAGAGGUGCAUGGCGGAGCUCGAAAAAAGGCUGGAAAGCUGUCUCACAGGC